GUGGCGAUUUUAAUGCCCGCACAGCAGCAAAUUGGGACUCGCUGACCAAAGCCAAAUGGUGGGUUACCCCAAACCUUGAUAAUUACGAUCUGGAACAUAUCAUGAGGAGAACUUCUAAAGACCAACGAGUUAAUGAGGCUGGAGUAUUCCUCUACCUAAUGGCCAUCCGUUUAAAUCUGGUCCCCCUAAAUGGCACAUGCCUCCCUGAUAUUCCAGGGGAUUUCACUCACCUGAGUGUUAAAUCAAACAGCGUCCUCGAUUACCUGCUGGUAUCCAGUGAUCUACUUAAGUGUAUUUCCACCUUUAAGAUCGAGAAUGUACAAUCUAGUGAUCAUCUUCCCCUUGUAGCCAAGCUUUCCCUGAAUUGGCAGUCGGAGGCCUAUAGACAUGCGACCCAGAUGGUAACCAACGUAUCUCUCCAAGUAAGAGGAAUCAAAUGGUCGGAGACCCAGGCUCAAAGGUAUCAGGAAUUCUUUCAAAAAGAAAUCCUCGGGCCCCAUCCCUACAUAGGCUCUGCCUCAGACGAGCAUAGCAUAGUGUUGAAACGCUUCCACCAUCAUACGACUGAUCUCACGUCCUUCUUCAGGUUACCACCCAAAAUAUUAAAUCGAAGCGAGUAUACUUACGGUGCCCCCUGGUAUAACUCUCAGUGCAAACAAGCAAGACAGCGCCUUCGUGCUAUAUAUAAUGUAUAUAAGACCUCUGAUGCAUCUACUCUGCCAGCUAGUUAUGCACAAGCCAAGCAAGUUUACAAACGCACGCAGAAAAUUGCCAAAC
This is a messenger RNA of Podarcis lilfordi (Lilford's wall lizard), 777 nucleotides long. NCBI's taxonomy places the organism in Eukaryota, Metazoa, Chordata, Lepidosauria, Squamata, Lacertidae. The record is from the annotation of a GenBank genome assembly.